Molecule: messenger RNA, 1467 nt
Organism: Suncus etruscus (white-toothed pygmy shrew)
Lineage: Eukaryota; Metazoa; Chordata; Mammalia; Eulipotyphla; Soricidae
Gene: ARB2A
Product: family with sequence similarity 172 member A
Exons: 10
Coding region: 94-1269 (391 amino acids)
Biological process (GO): regulatory ncRNA-mediated heterochromatin formation
Cellular component (GO): nucleus
Molecular function (GO): siRNA binding
Source: RefSeq, a predicted model, not a curated record
UCUUCUGAAGAUUGAUGUCUAUUUCCUUGAGCUCUUUAAUUUUGUUGCCAAUUUGGGGAUAAACAUGGCACAAAUCCAGCAGGCGAGGUCCAGAUGAAAAAAGAAAAGACAACAGCACUGAAAGAUUUAUUGUCUAGGAUAGAUUUGGAUGAACUAAUGAAAAAAGAUGAGCCACCUCUUGAUUUUCCUGAUACCCUGGAAGGAUUUGAAUAUGCUUUUAAUGAAAAGGGGCAGUUAAGACAUAUAAAAACUGGGGAACCAUUUGUUUUUAACUACCGGGAAGACUUGCACAGAUGGAACCAGAAGAGAUAUGAAGCUCUGGGUGAGAUCAUCACAAAAUAUGUAUAUGAGCUUUUGGAAAAGGAUUGUAAUUUGAAAAAAAUCUCCAUUCCAGUAGAUGCCACUGAAAGUGAACCAAAGAGUUUCAUCUUUAUGAGUGAUGAUGCUUUGACAAAUCCACAGAAACUGAUGGUUCUAAUUCAUGGUAGUGGUGUUGUCCGGGCAGGUCAGUGGGCUAGAAGACUUAUUAUAAAUGAAGAUCUGGACAGUGGUACACAGAUACCUUUUAUUAAGAGAGCCAUGGAUGAAGGUUAUGGAGUGAUAGUACUGAAUCCUAAUGAAAACUAUAUUGAAGUAGAAAAGCCGAAGAUACACUUACAGUCUUCUUCUGACAGUUCAGAUGAACCUGCAGAAAAACGGGAAAGAAAAGAUAAAGUCUCUAAAGAAACAAAGAAGCGACGUGAUUUCUAUGAGAAGUAUCGUAACCCCCAAAGAGAAAAGGAUAUGAUGCAGUUGUAUAUCCGAGAAAAUGGUUCUCCUGAAGAGCAUGCAAUCUAUGUGUGGGACCAUUUUAUAGCCCAGUCUGCAGCAGAAAAUGUGUUUUUUGUUGCUCACAGUUAUGGAGGUCUUGCAUUUGUUGAGCUGAUGAUUCAACGAGAAGCAGAUGUAAAAAGUAAGGUAACUGCUGUGGCGCUGACAGACUCUGUUCACAAUGUGUGGCAUCAAGAAGCUGGCAAAACGAUUCGAGAAUGGAUGAGAGAGAACUGUUGUAACUGGGUCUCUAGCUCAGAACCAUUAGACACAUCAGUGGAAUCCAUGCUUCCUGACUGUCCCCGGGUCUCAGCAGGGACCGACCGGCACGAGCUGACUUCUUGGAGAAGCUUUGCGUCCAUCUUCCGCUUCUUCGCCCAAGCCUCGGAGGCCCGCGGCGGGUCCCCGAAACCGGCUGUGACGUGGCGGUCGUCCCAGGUCCAGCAUGAGGAGCUGUAAGCGGAGAUCGAGCGAGCCCGAGAGCCCGAGAGCCAGAGAGAGAGAGAGAGAGAGCCAGCCGGGGAGAUGGGGGAUUCUGCCUGGGAGCCCGCCGGCAGGCAGCCACCGAGCUAGCUGACUUGAGACGCCCCUUCUCUGCCCCUCCAGCCCCUCAGCAUUAGAUCGCUUUCUUCCCCCCGAGCACAGGGUCGCCAGAUA